Necator americanus (New World hookworm) is the source of this 273-nucleotide messenger RNA. RefSeq lists its product as uncharacterized. The transcript has 4 exons. NCBI's taxonomy places the organism in Eukaryota, Metazoa, Nematoda, Chromadorea, Rhabditida, Ancylostomatidae. Bases 1 to 273 code for a protein of 90 amino acids. Gene Ontology annotation, molecular function: transmembrane protein transporter activity. The record is from RefSeq and is a predicted model, not a curated record. Gene Ontology annotation, biological process: post-translational protein targeting to membrane, translocation; protein targeting. Gene Ontology annotation, cellular component: Ssh1 translocon complex; membrane.
AUGAAAAUCAUCUUUGAAUUACGCGCCUAUCUGAAUGCAGUUCGACUACGCAUCAGCAGUUUCGAAAUGGAUCAGUUCCAAGCACUCAUCGAACCUGGUCGCCAGUUUGCCAGGGAUUCUAUUCGGUUGGUGAAACGGUGUACGAAACCCGAUAGGAAAGAAUACCAGAAGAUUGCAGUUGCUACUGCUAUCGGCUUCGCUAUCAUGGGCUUUAUCGGGUUUUUCGUCAAGCUCAUCCACAUCCCCAUCAACAACAUCAUCGUUGGAGCCUAG